CUCUCUCUCUGCUUUUCUGAACUUUUUUAAAUAUAUUAUAAUUUAAGAGUGAAUCUAUUAAUUCUUAAAAUGUGAUUUGCCAAAAUUUUAUAAAUAAAUAAGCAUUUGAAAUAAAAAAAAAGAACGCUGAAAGUUUUCUUACAAGUUAAUUGCUUGUAAGAAAACUUAUAUAUAGAGACAUUAUUCAAGUUAUACAAUAUCAUUUUUUCUUUAUUAAUGUUUUUCACAUAAGUGAUCGCUUCCAGCAUUCUUAAGUUUGUUAAUAAGACUUUCCUGAUCAAUAAUAAUACUCAGUGUUCCUUGCAAGUUGCCUGAAUAAUUGUAAAGUGUUAAACUUUAAUUACAAUAAUGGCUGAGACACAAAGAAUGACCGUGUAUGGAAGGCAUCCUCCAUGUGCAAGUAAUAGCAGAUUGGAUGAGCGCCGAGCUAAGAGAUUGGCAUUGCGACACGAGAGAAAUCGAAAGCCGGAUAAACCAGACGAUUUCGUGUGUUACGAAUCGAGCGACGAUGAAGCAGAGACGGUGACCGAAGGCAAACAAUUCCUGAGAACGUCGUUCAAUUUCGUGGACUACGUGCGCGCACGCGAAACGAAUACGCGCGAAGUGCGAAAGAUUAAUCAGGAAUACGGUUCCCGACAUAUACUAACGCACGAUUUGUUCAAAGAGUACUCAGUCAGCUUGAACAAUAUGAACAAAGUGUUUUGUUCACAAUGGUUGAGUGAUAGACAAGUGGUAUUUGGUACAAAGUGCAAUAAGCUUAUGGUAUAUGACGUUGCUACGCAGAAGCUAGACCAGAUUCCGUCUCUUCACGGAAGACAACUCAGUCCGGGUGGCAAUGUUAUGCCCGAGCAGCAAUGCGGCAUUCAUUCCGUUCAAAUCAAUCCUUCGAGAACUCUUUUAUCUACCGGAGCAAGAAAUAGUAAUGAAAUAGCGAUAUACAGAUUACCGACUCUGGAUCCAGUUUGUGUUGGCGAGACCGGUCACAGAGAUUGGGUGUUUGAUAUGUGUUGGUUAGAUGAUGAAUUUUUAGUAUCAGGCUCUAGGGAUACGAAAAUGGCACUGUGGCGUAUUGACAGUGAUCUCGCUGAAGCUCCUGACAAAGCGGAUGUGCCUACACACAGAUUGAUUCAGCCAGUCUGUGUGAAGGAAUGCAAGUCUGCUCAGAAGGUGCGAGCGCUGGCAUUUAAUAAAGCAUAUAAAGAAAUCGCGGCAUUAACGCUCAAUAGCUUUAUACAUAUCUGGUCGGCCGAAUCCUUCAAACAGAAAAUAUCUAGAAAACUGCCCGCUUGCCAGGAGAACGUUUGUCUCGCCGUACAAGACGAUGGUGUUUAUGCAAUUGGAUGUAGGUCUUAUACUCUUCUUCUGGAUGCACGUACUUUACAGCCAAUUAAAAAGAUACCUUCAAGAUAUAGCGGUUGUGGUAUUAGAUCAGCGAGUUUUCAGGGCUCUGUUUUAACCAUCGGAACUGGUUUAGGAAUGCUUAUGUUCUAUGAUGUUAGAGCUCAGAAAUAUUUAGAAUCUUCUAUAAAUUCGAAUAGAACUGUUGUAUUAAAAGCUUCAAAAGGAUAUGUGUUUCCUGACGAAGAAUAUAUAGAUGGUUUCCAAAAUGUGAAGUAUACACCUGCUAUUUACACCCACUGUUAUGAUGCAUCGGGUACACGGCUAUUUACGGCAGGUGGUCCAUUACCUGCGAAUCUGUAUGGCAACUACGCAGGAUUAUGGCAAUGAAGGUUUAAAAUUAAGAAAAUAAAAAUAGUAAUGAUAGUGAUAAUUACUAACUUAAUCUAUUAGAAUAUAAAUUAUGUAUGUCAUGAAAGGCUUGAUUAUUUGGUAAUUUAGUUAUACGUAUUUAAUAUUUCUUUAAAUUUUUCUCGCAAGGAAGUGCUCGAAAAAAAUGAUAAGCUAUUUCUUUUUUAUUUAUAUUUUCCAGUUAUUCAGGUUUUUUCUUUUUCCAGUACAUCAUUGCGAAAUUCCCAAGAAAGGACAAUAACAUGUUAUAAUAAUUUUAUGAUUAAAUCACGAUUUAGAUCUAAAUGA
Nylanderia fulva is the source of this 2037-nucleotide messenger RNA. The record is from RefSeq and is a predicted model, not a curated record. Lineage: Eukaryota; Metazoa; Arthropoda; Insecta; Hymenoptera; Formicidae.